CAACAUGACAUAUCGCAAAUUUGAAACAUUUAGUUCCGCCUAUAUUAAGACCGAAGACUGUAAGUAAUAAGAUGACUGCAAGAACGCAAAAAAUGGAAGGUGAGAAAGGAGCUGCAGAUCAUCCUGAGACCAGGGACACCUACAAAAUUGCUUAUACAAUCCAUUUUCUGCUUGGUGCUGGUAAUUUGCUUCCAUGGAACGCUUUUAUCACAGCUAUUGAUUACUUUGGCUAUCUCUAUCCAACCAAGCACAUUGAGAAGGUCUUUUCUGUAGCUUACAUGAGCUCUUCUGUUCUGGUUCUACUAAUAGUCGUGAGUUGGGGUGGCUGGAGCAAGCAGCUAAGUUACAGAUUAAGAAUGAACAUGGGAUUUUGCAUUUUUGUACUCUCUCUAAUGGUGGCUCCACUAAUAGACUGGUCUUCGAGUGGCAGUGGGCCAGAAGGGAGAUCAAAUGGUGCCUAUGGUGUGACAGUUGCAUCAGUCGUGGUUUGUGGUAUAGCUGAUGGAUUGAUAGGAGGAAGUUUGAUAGGAGCAGCUGGAAAGCUUCCAAAACAGUACAUGCAGGCUGUUUUUGCGGGAACUGCCUCUUCAGGUGUUCUCAUUUCCAUCUUGAGGAUCAUUACAAAGGCAUCACUCCCUCAGAACCCUCAACGUCUCCGAACAAGUGCUCACUUCUACUUUAUAGUUAGCGCCAUCAUUCUACUGUGUUGCGCUCUCUCUUCCAAUUUGUUAUACAAACUACCAGUUAUGGAACAGCAUUACAAACUUGCUCCUGAUGAUUCACUGUUUCCAAAACGAAAAUUUUGGGUUGUAGCAAGAAAAAUCCGAUGGCCAGCUUUUGGUGUUCUCAUGAUUUAUAUCGUGACUUUGUCGAUAUUUCCUGGUUUCAUAGCAGAAGAUCUCUCGUCCAAGUUACUAAAAGAUUGGUAUCCCGUUUUGCUAAUAACAAUAUACAAUGUUGCAGACUUCACAGGGAAAUCUUUAACAGCAAUAUAUGUUCUGAAGAGCAUUAAGAAGGCAACAUGGGGUUGCAUUCUCAGGCUUGUGUUCUAUCCUCUCUUUGCAGCUUGUCUCGAAGGACCCAAGUGGCUGAAAACUGAAGUACCCGUGGCAAUUCUAACUUUUAUGCUCGGAGUGACUAACGGCUAUCUGACAAGUGUUCUCAUGAUCCUUGCUCCCAUGGCAGUAUCAGUUUCAGAAGCAGAGUUAUCUGCAAUUGCAAUGGUUGUGUUCCUCGGAAUAGGGCUGGUUGGUGGAUCAGUUAUUGGCUGGUUUUGGAUCGUUUGAGCUUUUUCUUCGGUCUCUCAAGCUAGUUGGGAACAGAUUAUAUUCACAAGUAAAAUUCAAGAACAAAGGUAACUUGAGGUUAGCACUAGGAAUAAUCGAUGGCAAUUCCCAUUGCAUGAUAUGAAUUUUAGAGCUAUCAAUCUUUAGUUUCCCAAUCAACUGCUAAUUUAUUGUUCUGAGUGAAAGUAUCCUUAUCCUUCGUGUAUUGAAGAAGAUUAGAUUACUCUUCUUACCCUUUCUAAAGCACAGGUUUAACUCUCCAAAUAUUCCCAUUCGCACUCAAAAGGAUGAUGUAACAGGGGGCAGAUGACCUCAAACAUACACUGAAAGAUGAUUAAAACGAGAAAAUCUCGAUAUAUCUCACAACACGCGAAUCAGAAUCCCCCGGUAGCUGUUAGUGAAUUUGCUUAGAAAAUGGAGCCAUAACGUUCAAUGACAGCAUGUCCGCCAGGCUUCCACUAGCCUUUGUCGAGACUUUGACUAUUCAAUCUCUAGCUGGAAGCUGUUUCAUACUAUCAAUCAGGGAGCUGGCAUGGACCCAAAAUAAUCACAUUGGUUCAGUCUUACUGGACUUAGCUUGAGUUGCAAGCAUAGCUUCGCAGUCGCAGAGCCCCUAACCCCAAAACUUGAUGUGAAGGCAAGCCUAACCUAACAACACACAUCCUGGCAAAAUGGUAGAUCAGGUCCUGUUACUGUACUAGCAAAUAGCAUAUAGAAAAUUUUAAACCUCCUGGGACUAUUAUUGAAUACAGGGGAAGAAAGAACAUGAUAAUUUAACGAUUUAAUCUAUCCAGGCUUUAUCAUUUCCUUGAUUCCUUCAGGUUAAUCAAAGGUGAAGCAAAAACCCUAAAUAAAAUUUAAGAGGCAGUACAUAACAUGCUAAACGCAUUGUUAAUGUCUUAAUUAUACUAAUAUCUACAGCUCUUUUCUGUCCAACCACAAAGCUUAUCUACAGGGGGGGUUACUUGCACGACCAGAGGAAAGGAUAUUUCAAACUUCAAAGUUUCAGCAAAACUCCACUACGCAGUGGCAGCAAUACCUGCCAGAACAAAAGAAAUUUAUUGACAAAUAUAUAACAAGCCAAGCAGAAAGUAAGAGAGGUAAUGCCA
This is a messenger RNA of Populus euphratica (Euphrates poplar), 2395 nucleotides long. Its product is annotated as equilibrative nucleotide transporter 8-like. Gene Ontology annotation, cellular component: plasma membrane. Gene Ontology annotation, biological process: nucleoside transmembrane transport. The transcript is spliced from 2 exons. Lineage: Eukaryota; Viridiplantae; Streptophyta; Magnoliopsida; Malpighiales; Salicaceae. The record is from RefSeq and is a predicted model, not a curated record. Gene Ontology annotation, molecular function: nucleoside transmembrane transporter activity. Bases 72 to 1286 code for a protein of 404 amino acids.